CGGUAUUCUAAGGGAUAACAAGUAAAGAUAUUUUUUAAUAUGUUUAAAUUGUUGCCAAUUCUGUGUUUGGCUUUUGUAGUCGUUAGUGCUUAUGAUUUUUCGGAUACAUAUUUUAAUCAAUACCUCUUCGAUGAAUAUGAAUAUUUGAACUCAAAUAUGCUGACUCGUCGUCGUCGCGAUGUAAGUGAAUUGGAUAAGGAUACUAAAGCUGAUGAUGAUCUGGAUGACAAAUUCCCUUGUGGUGGUGGUCGUUUUCAUGAUUAUAAAAAGGAUUUGACUUGCUGCGAAGUCAACAAACACGAUCCCAAUUAUUUCAGCAUGAUUCGUGAGACCAAGAAGCAGUGUGCCGUUAAAUUGAGAGCCAAUAACCCCGAUGUUGAAAACUUUGAUCCCUUCAAUUGUGAGCAUAUGGACAAAAUCAAGGAAUUAAUCAUUUGCGAAAGUGAGUGUGUGGCUAAGACUUUGGAAAUGCUCGAUGAGAAUGGUGAUAUAAAACGUGAUGUUAUCAUUGCCAACUACAACAAGCAACUCGCCAAGGAUACAGAAAUUCAACAUGAAGUUCUCGAAGGUUAUGUGGAUAAAUGUUUGGCCAAACUUAAGGAGAUGGAUCUUAAGCCUGCCAACAAAUGCAGUCGUGCUCCCAUGGAAUUACAGCAUUGCUUGUUCGGAGAAAUGGUCUCGGGUUGCCCCAAGGAAUCGCAGAUUAACAAUCACAGAUGCCAAAAAAUUCGUGAACGCUACAGCAAAGGUCAGUCUUUGGCUUUCGGCAAACAUACUUUGCAUGAUUUCCUCCAUCAUGGACGUCCUGGCCGCCAUGGUCAUCACUAGGCGGAGAAAAAAUGAACACAUGCAUACAAUUUUUUAGAAACGUGUGAAUCUAAAUGGAAUGUUCAAAUAAAAACGAAAUUUCCGAAAUGUA
Messenger RNA from Stomoxys calcitrans (stable fly), 919 nucleotides. RefSeq lists its product as uncharacterized. The record is from RefSeq and is a predicted model, not a curated record. The coding region runs from base 40 to 828 and encodes 262 amino acids. The transcript has 3 exons. NCBI's taxonomy places the organism in Eukaryota, Metazoa, Arthropoda, Insecta, Diptera, Muscidae. Gene Ontology annotation, molecular function: odorant binding.